Messenger RNA from Nicotiana tabacum (common tobacco), 1984 nucleotides. The record is from RefSeq and is a predicted model, not a curated record. NCBI's taxonomy places the organism in Eukaryota, Viridiplantae, Streptophyta, Magnoliopsida, Solanales, Solanaceae.
UUUACUAUAGCUCCUCAUCCACCUUCGACCACAAAGGUUUCAUCUAUACCAACCGUUGAGGAGUCUAGUGUUGUUCCUCCUAGUUCCCCAGCCACACUCUUGACUUAUCAUCGUCGUUCGCGCCCUACAUCAGGCCCAACUGGUUCUCGUCCUGCACCUGCUCUUGAGGCGGACCCUGCUCCUAGUACACCGAUUGCACUUCGGAAAGGUAUACGAACCACACUUAACCCUAAUCCUCAUUAUGUCGGUUUGAGUUAUCAUCGUCUGUNCUUUGUCGGCACUCUGCUUCAAGUCUCUGAUGGUAUUACCAAUCUGAAGCAGCAUCUUUUCCAGCACUUCCAAACUAAGGAUCUAGGCAGAUUGAAGUACUUUCUACGUAUUGAGGUUGCCCAGUUUAGCUCAGUUGUCCGCAUUAUUCGGUAUAUAAAAUCGGUUCCAGGCAAAGGAUUAUUAUUUGAGGAUCUAGGUCAUGAGCAGAUCAAUUAUUGCAUGCAAGAAGUUUCUGAAGAGACGGAUCUUGAUGCGUUUGCUUGUAAUGGAUUACAAACAGCAACUCUUAGAGCUGAUCUUCAAUCUAUGCAGGAGGAAGCUGGGGAUGGCUUAGUACUGCCAAAGCAUAAUAAAGGCUGCCACUGCAAGAAAUCAGGCUGCCUUAAGAAGUACUGUGAGUGCUUCCAAGCCAACAUUCUUUGCUCUGAAAAUUGUAAAUGCAUGGACUGCAAAAAUUUUGAAGGAAGCCAAGAGAGGCAGGCUCUUUUCCAUGGAGAUCAUGCCAACAACAUGGCAUAUCUCCAGCAAGCAGCAAAUGCUGCUAUAACUGGUGCCAUUGGAUCCUCUGGUUAUGGAUCUCCUCCAGUGAACAAGAAAAGAAAGGCUCAGGAGCUGUUCUUUGGGUCAAUGAUUAAAGACCCUGUUCAUAGGCUCGGUCAACUUCAACAGGAAAGCCAAAUCAAAGCUUCAGUUCCACCAUCUCCGCUGUCUUCUAUUCCUGGUCCUCGCGUUGGUAAUGCUGCAGCAUUAGGUCCUUCAAAGUUUACCUACCGGUCCCUGUUAGCAGACCUAAUCCACCCACAUGAUAUCAAGGAGCUUUGCUCUGUUUUAGUUGACUAUGCAUGGGAAGCGGGCAGGAUGCUUGCAGAUGAAAGAGAUGCUUCACUAAAACAAGCGAAGUGCCACAGUGAAGCUUCUUACCCUUCAUCAGGUAUUGAGAAGGUUAUACCUGAUGAUUGUUCAAAUGCAGUCCGGGCCGAGAAUAUGGAUGAGUCUAGUUUGGAUAGUGCUAAUGUACCAAAAGAAAGGCCAAUGUCUCCGGGAACAUUAGCACUCAUGUGCGAUGAACAGAAUACGAUUUUUACUGCGGCUGCUGCUCCCCCUAAUGACCCAACAAGCCUUAGCAAUAAUACAUCUUCCCAACUUCCUCAUGGGCAGGGCAUGAAAGAAGUCUACCCAGAACUGGAGAAGAUCGUAUUGACGCGAACGCGUGAUUGCCUUAAAAAGCUGAUCACUUUAGGAGAAUUAAAAGAAACAAAAUGUUCUUCAAUGGUGCGAGGUGCUGAUUCAGGUAGCCAAAAUGAAGUGAACGGCAACGGCAUAGCCAUGACUGAUUCAAGGAAUCAACAUGAACCUUUCAGGAAUGGUGUUGCCAAUACUGUUCCAACUCCUCCUCCACCUCCACCUCCACCGCAAAAGGUUGAACCUGGAACUACUGCUUUUAAUAAUAACCCAUGUCCUAAAGUUCAUCCUCCGGAUGGGAAUGGGGACGUGAAAUCAAAAAUCUGUAAUAAGCUGUAAAGAGAUUUAGGAUGAGGUUUGCCUCGAGCUGCUGCAUCUCUGUAAUAUUAGGCUAUUCUUUAUUCAGUUUGUCUUCGAUGCAGUGGCAAGGUUAUUUCAGGCCUCAUUUGUUAGAAAGUUAGAACUAACUAGCACCAUUCAUGUAACCUUACUACAGUUUUCCUUAGUAUAAUUUUAUUGAAAGUUACAAUUA